Molecule: messenger RNA, 5004 nt
Organism: Rhagoletis pomonella (apple maggot)
Lineage: Eukaryota; Metazoa; Arthropoda; Insecta; Diptera; Tephritidae
Gene: NfI
Product: chitinase-like protein PB1E7.04c
Exons: 11
Coding region: 760-3474 (904 amino acids)
Biological process (GO): regulation of transcription by RNA polymerase II
Cellular component (GO): nucleus
Molecular function (GO): RNA polymerase II cis-regulatory region sequence-specific DNA binding; DNA-binding transcription factor activity, RNA polymerase II-specific
Source: RefSeq, a predicted model, not a curated record
UGAAUUGUGGGCGGCGCGACGUUUUUGCCUAAAGAAACUAUCCUCUUUGGCUUCUAUAUUUAAAGCGCCGCCAUUUCCGUCGCUGUCAUCGCCGUUGCCUUCCCUGUUCUCUUCUGGUUCUGCAUUCUUUAUGUGUUGUAUAAUGUGCAGACAUUAUCAAAAUAAAUAAACAGGUUGUAUUCGGUGUUGCACACAACGGAUCGAUGGUACCAAAAAAAAAAAAACGUCAUGACUCGAAAGCUGCUUUAAAAAAGAUAAGCAUUUUUAGCAGCUGAAACCAUGAUAAGCAUCACAUUUUCCUCCAAGUUCCUGAUGACAACUUGAAAUCAUCGAAUGUAAACAAAUAAAAAUAACCCUUAAAUCGUAGGCAUUGUUAAUUAAAUGACAAAUUAAAUACAACGACUAUACUAGAAACAAAACAAAUAUCAAUAACAACAACAAUACUACGUAGAACAAUUAAGAUGGAGUAGAGAAACAUAGCAUACGGGAUACGGAACUCCUGAAAAGAUGUGUGGUCCUUUGCUGUUUUAUGGAAUAACUACUUUCAUACAGCACGAAGCGAGUAACGGCUUUCCGGAAGUCAUCGUAUACCCGUUUAAACCUACUUAAUAGGCGUAAGAAGGAGAAGUUGCCGGAUUGAAGAAGCGAUUUCGAUAUUGGUUAAAGGAUAACCAUUUAGCGUUAAUUGAAACCAGUAGUAACAAUCAAAAAUAAAAAGAGAAGGAGUGUGGAAAAGGUGUGUGGGAAGUGCCACAGGGAAUGUUUAUACCUGAGACACUGAGAAGCUGCAUGAUUGAGACGGACGUAUCUUCAUAUUUGCAAACAUCAUCCUCCGGACAGGAUGAAUUUCAUCCGUUCAUCGAGGCACUUCUGCCCUUCGUCAAAUCAUUCUCGUAUUCAUGGUUCAAUUUGCAAGCCGCAAAACGGAAGUACUACAAAAAGCAUGAAAAGCGUAUGUCACUGGAGGAAGAACGACAUUGCAAGGAUGAAUUACAAAAUGAAAAGGCGGAGGUGAAGCAAAAAUGGGCAUCCCGUUUACUAGGUAAGCUGCGCAAAGAUAUUACUCAGGAAUGUCGAGAGGAUUUCGUGCAGUCCAUCACCGGAAAGCGAAAAUCGAUUUGUGUACUUUCGAAUCCCGAUCAAAAAGGAAAAAUGCGCCGAAUCGACUGUUUGCGGCAAGCGGAUAAGGUAUGGCGUUUAGACUUGGUAAUGGUUAUCUUGUUUAAGGCAAUACCACUCGAAAGCACAGAUGGGGAGAGGUUGGAGAAAAAUCCUGAAUGUACACAUCCAAGUUUAUGUGUUAAUCCCUACCACAUCAAUGUGUCUGUUCGUGAACUAGACCUUUACUUGGCGAAUUUCAUCAAUACACAUGACCCAUUGCACAGCCCAACACCGCCUUCGCCUCCGCCGCCAACAUCAACGGCGCUCUUUCUUUAUAAUAAUGAAAAUAGUCAUGUUAACAUCAACAGCAACGCAAAUGGAAGCAACAACAGUAUCAACGAUAUAAAAAAGGAUGGCGAUCCGCGAAAACAUAAAGGUUACAGCCACAAUCCUUACAAUGGAGUUAUAUGUAAUGAUAUAAUAUUGGCUACUGGUGUUUUUUCAUCCAAGGAAUUGUGGAGGCUUUCCAAAGCAUCUAUUCUUGAUGAGACCAGUAACGAUUUGCUGUCGACGAAUGUCAGUCAUAUUAAAAUGGAAAAUUCGGCCGGGGCUUAUGAAUGCAACACAUAUCAGUUGCCGCCACCGUCAAUUGGCGUUGGUGUAGAUGUCGCUGGUAAUUUAGCAGCAACGAGCAAUAUGUUGGAUUCUGGGCGCUCCGUUGCUGCUGGUUCGUCAAUGAUUGUUCCAGCCGGGUAUAGUAUCGACUUUGUUGAUCCACGUAGCAUGCACUUGCCACCAACGUCCCUCCUGCGGGCUCAGGGAGCGGCUGCUAUUGCCGCGUGUAAAAACGAUACAUGUGCAUCGCCGCCUGGUUCUGGUCCAAGCAAUGGCAGUAGUAAUGGAUUUUCUGUGAUAUUGCGGUCUGGCGAUUCUACGGGUGCCAACGUACAAGGAAGCGAUAUAUCAACGCUUCAACGAUACACGCCUACACUGAGCCGUUCUUUGUUGAAUAUGAGCCAAAUGAGAUCAAACGAAGUACUGAUACAACACAACGCGACGUCUGCGUUGGUUACGAAUUCGGUAAGCCCCGGAGCUUUAUAUUACCAGUUACAUAACAGUCCGACUGGUCCAUCGGAUUCUAAUGAUAGCAGCACUCAACAGAACCACCAUCAUCAGCCACAACAAUCUCAACAAAACGAGAAUCAACAACACUUGGACGGUCAUGGCUCACAACUAGCGGCAACUGCUGCAGUAGCUGCUGCCUCGAUUUCAAAAUAUUCUUCAGAAGUUGCCAAUGGUCAUGACAUGUCCGAUUUUGUGACAUAUGUUUGUCAGGAAACUGGAGGUUCUAGCGCACACAUUAACGAAGCUCAUCGCCCGCCACAUCAUCAAACUCAUUUCCAAUUGCAAACCGUUACUACUGGAGCGGUCGGUUCUAUAACGAAUCGUAAUCCGAAAUUUUCAUCUGCUGCAACUUCACCAGUUGCGACGGCAUCUCAUUAUCAACAAUAUAGCACAAUGCUACCUCCGCCGCCUUUACCGCCAAUGGCUCGACCAGUGGCAAUAAUAAGGUCUACAGGUGACUUGACGAUGGUCGAAUCUCCACCUUCAUCUGCCACACCACCAAACGCAAGCCACUCGGCUAAGGAAUCAUCGCGGCAACAACAUGCACAGCAACAGGAUCAGCAUCAGACACAAUCUCACAACCACACACAAUCUCACAAUCACACACAUUCUCUUCACAACACCGUGGAACACGACGAAGCAAAUAAUCAAAUGGCGACUGCAAACACCUCUACUAACAUCAAUGGAGGUAACGGAAAUGCCUCUUCCGUUUCGAGUACAACCGAUGUCGCCACCGGCGUUACAAGUUCUAAUGUCCAAACAAAUAUAUCGGGUACCAGUAAUAACAGCAGUAGUAGUUCAACUGACAUUGUUGUGUCGAGCUCACCGCCCCCUCCUUUGAGUCCGCAGGCGCACAUAGACAUUGUACGUAGUACAAAAUCAUCGUCAAUUGGUCGUAUUGCGACACAGUCAUACUCUGCAGCCACCAGCCGAGAGUAUUUCAAUCAUUUUCAUGCACAGACUACUCCACUGCUUGGUUAUACUAGUUCAAUUUCGACCAUUUCCGGGGUUAUUAGUCCAACUAAUUUAAGCUUAUAUUCCUCUCCGUUAACCGGUGUAUCGAAUGUGCCACAUCGGUCUACUCCGCGGGCUCGAUGGAAUCCGCCGUUCCUUAUGGAGGAUGAGUUUAGUAUGAUGCCGCAUUCAGUGUCCAGCGGAAAUCCCGACAAUGCUCCGGUUAUAUUAAUGGAAGAUGCUUCCGCCCGCUACAGUGAGGAAUAUACUCAGAACCGUGAUUACAUCACAUGAUUGAAGAUGCCAGCUAUAGAUGACUACUAUUAAGAUAACUAAAACUGUUUAGAUAAUAUUAGCUAGAAUUUAUACAUACGUUCAUAAAUAUUCAUAUUAUGAGUUCAUUUGAAUCGGAUAGUUACCAAAGGGAAUAAGUCAGCAAGAACGAUAUGAAAUUUUCAUGCAGCUCGGUUGGUUUAAAGAAGCUCUGUUGAACUGCAUCAAAUUUACCGUAUCGGAAAAUGCUGACUUAUUACCUUUGAUAAUUUCCCGAUUCAUUUAUAAAGCGUUAAAACAAAAAAUAUUAUGUGUGCAUUUACUUAUGUAUGUAUAAUUAUCUAUAUGCACAUGUAUACAUAAGGCAUACACAUUUACAUAUAUACAUACGAUAUAUCUAGAUAAGCAUGAAUAUUUAUACUAGGCUACGGGUUUAUAAAUACACACACAUGUAUCUAUGGAUAAGAGCCAGAAGACCAGGUCAAAAUGAUAGAAGACAAAUUUAGUUAAGCGUGAAAGGACUACAUAACCUAAAAGGUUAGUAAUUAAUUAAUAAAAUAAAAUAAUUUGCAUACGUAUAGCGAGUAAACUUAUACUAUAUUCUACACACAUAUAAAUAUGUACUUUAUAUAAACUGAGAAAAGAAAUUUGUUUCGACAACUAAUAUUUAGUUGCCGAAUUUUGACAAUAUUUGCGAACUAUUACCAAGGUUUGGUAAUUAUAACUAAAUAUACAUAUUUAUAUGUAUACAUAUAUAUAGUGAUAUUCGUCUACGUUGGGCCAAACCGUUAAUUCUGUUGGAGAAUUUCUUGAGUUUGGCAAAUACUAAUUAAUAUUGUUUUGGUACACAUUUCAACAAAUUCCAUUUAUGAAACUUAACGUAUGGUUCAUAAAAUUAUAUUAAUAAGGCGGUGUCACACGACUGGUACAUCAGUACAAUAGAUUUUUACAUUUUUUAUAUUGGGCUAUUGGUGCAAAAUAAAAAAAAUUGGGACAACAAAAAAUAUUUGUGCAUUCAUACAAUUUGCACUAAAUUUUGGGCAAAUGCCGAAUCGUGUGCCACUGCCUUUAUACUAUCUGCUAACUCAGAUAAGUUUUUCUCAGGACAUACUGUGGUCACAAUUACCAAAUCUUAAUUAAGACAUCCGCGUUUUAUUUUGAGAGCGAAAAAUAGUAUUCAUGCUUGUGAGCAGUGUGCACACCCCAUUUUAUUUUAUUGUGGUAGAAUCGGCAAAAAAAAAUUGGGUAGAUUUGAAUAAGAUGUGGUAGAUUUUUCAAUUCAUAUUUUUAUUGAGAAUACAUAUGCAUGUAUGUAUAUCAUAUGCACAUAGUACGUAAUUAAGAAUUAAGUUUAUUAGGUUGAUAAAAAAUAUGAUCCUUUAACAAACUUAUAUUUUUGGAUAUACAUAUGUAUAAUUUAACGAUAGGAUGGAACAAAAAACUCCUUUCCAUUGCAUAACAGAUACUUUAGCAAAUAUAAAUAUGCGGAUUUCUGAAAUAUUAAAAAGUUAAAGCACAUAUAGGCAAAUCUAAAAAACAGGUACACUUUUA